AUGGCUCCUCCAACCUUGACAGAAACCGCACCGCCGGCCACAGAUCCUACAGCCACUAUACGGGGUGCCCUCGACGACUACACGGUGAAGGGUGAGACUCCAGAGAUCGCAAAGACCCGCGCCCUGUUCCCCAAACCGCCUGCUUUUGAAGACAAGGCCAAGGAACGAGAACAUCUCAAGGGAAGACUCGCACUCGCAUUCCGCAUCUUCGCGAAAUUUGGCUACGACGAAGGGGUGGCCGGACACAUUACGCUACGAGAUCCCGUCGACCCAACGACGUUCUGGGUAAACCCGUUCGGAGUGCCGUUUGCUCAUAUUCGAUCUUCGGAUCUGAUCCAGGUCGACCAUGAAGGCGUUGUCAUUGCAGGCGGAGAGAUCCGUCGAUUGAACACCGCUGCGUAUAUGAUCCACGCUGCAGUCCAUGAAGCUCGACCAGACGUCCAGUGUGCCGCUCACAGCCACAGCAUCUACGGCCGUACCUUUUCUACUCUGGGAAUUGAGCUGGACAUUACAACCCAGGACUCUUGUGCUUUUUACAAGGACCAUGCCCUGUACGCCCAAUUCAAAGGUAUAGUUCUAGGCAAGGAGGAAGGCCUGAACAUCGCCAAAGCCCUGGGAGAGAAAAAGGCCGCUAUCUUGCAGAACCACGGUCUGUUGACUGUUGGCAGGACCAUCGAGGAGACCGUGUUCUGGUUCUACGCUCUUGAGAAAUGCUGUUACAGCCAGCUAUUGGCCGAUGCAGCUGCGAAGGGACGAGGAGGCGAGACCGUGAAGAUCCCCGACGACGAUGCCCAGUAUACGUUCAAGACGAUAGGAACGCCCUUUGCUGGAUAUUUCAACGGAUUGCAGCUGUUUGAAGUCGCGGAGAGGGAGAUGAAGGGAGCUCACCUAGAGUAG
This is a messenger RNA of Arthroderma uncinatum, 897 nucleotides long. RefSeq names its product class II aldolase/adducin domain-containing protein. The record is from RefSeq and is a predicted model, not a curated record. The transcript has 2 exons. Gene Ontology annotation, molecular function: actin filament binding. NCBI's taxonomy places the organism in Eukaryota, Fungi, Ascomycota, Eurotiomycetes, Onygenales, Arthrodermataceae. Gene Ontology annotation, cellular component: cytoskeleton. Bases 1 to 897 code for a protein of 298 amino acids.